This is a messenger RNA of Cordyceps militaris CM01, 2118 nucleotides long. Its product is annotated as C6 transcription factor. The record is from RefSeq and is a predicted model, not a curated record. NCBI's taxonomy places the organism in Eukaryota, Fungi, Ascomycota, Sordariomycetes, Hypocreales, Cordycipitaceae. The coding region runs from base 1 to 2118 and encodes 705 amino acids. Gene Ontology annotation, molecular function: zinc ion binding; DNA-binding transcription factor activity, RNA polymerase II-specific. Gene Ontology annotation, biological process: regulation of DNA-templated transcription. The transcript has 4 exons. Gene Ontology annotation, cellular component: nucleus.
AUGGAAACAUCCCACCGCCGUCCCAAUGGCCGCCUGGCAGCGUGCGACCCCUGCCGCGCCCGCAAGGUGUCGUGCGACCACCGCCAACCGGUCUGCACCCGCUGCCUCAAGAAGAACCUCGGCGCGCGGUGCUUCUACGCAGGACCGCCGCCUAAGCGCAUCCGAGAGGCCUCGUCGCGCGUGCCAGACCCCAUGUCGUCUUUUACCGAGUUGCCGCCGCUGCUGCCGCCGUUGCCCGUAGAGCCGCCGUCCAUGCACGCGACGGGCUCGCCCGCGCUGUCCAUGCACGCGACCGGCUCGCCCGCGCUGUCCAUGCACACGGCAAACUCGCCGGUGCUGCCGAUGCCGCUGCACGCCGUAGGUGCCUCGCCGCCGGUGCUGCCCACGCCGCGGCCGAGCGCGCGGCUGGGGCACACGUCGGUGCUAGAGGAGACGAAGAGCAGCCUGCUGCUACUGGGCGGCGGCGGCGCGAGCACACCGCCCGAGGACGACGGCAACUACGCCGCCGCGCCGCGCCAGCCGGUGGUGCUGUUCCAGGAGCUGCCACACAUGGUGCGCGAGACCUGCCUGGCGGUCCUGCGCGCGCUGCCCGGCCAAAAGGAGGAGAUGAUGACGUAUCUUGACGGCGCCGUCGAGACGAGGGGUUGGAGCUACGUCGCCGUGGACCGCAUCGUGCGCAACCUACAAAGAAUGUUUGAGGCACUACGACAUCUGGGCGAGGGCACAGGUCUGGAGGCGGUGGCGCAGACACUCUGCAACAACACGUGCAGGCCCUUUGAGAGCGACUACCCAGACUGUAAGGCGUGGAUGGACUCGUUCUGCGGUAAUAAUCUGAGGUGGGAGUCGAUUGCCCUGCUGUGGGCGCACAUGGAGCGCGCAUCCGACAUGUUUGACGCGCUCAACAAGACGCUGCUCGUCCGGUCCGUGAACAACACAUCUGUCGAGGCGGCGCGCAUCAAUCUCGGAUACUGCAUCCGGAUUGUACGACACUUUAACAACCCCAGUGUUCUCUUGGUGGAUAUGAUUCGGCGUCUCGCUACACUGAAUUCGCUUGUCGACGGCGAGCUUUCAAUGUCUGCCUGGGAUACCGGCGCAUCAAGCAUCGCCUGCAUGACGUUCCUCGGCGCACAGGCCGAGGAACACGCAUCCCCAUACACGCCGACGUUUUACUCCGAGUAUAAGCGGCGCAUGGCUGUGCACGUCUUCACGCGCGACAAGCUCGGCGUCGCCUUUACGGGCCGGCCGCCGCUCAUCAGCCACCGGUACUUUUCCACGCCCAUGCCGCUCGACAUUGCCGACGAGGACCUUUUGGACACGGCGCGGCUGGCGCGCGCCGCGCAGUCGCUCGACAGGCACGGAUGGAAUACGGACGGGCGGCUGCACUCGAGCACGGCGAUUCGGGCGCGGUUCAUGAUUUCCAUGAUCCGCGACGAGCUGAUUGAGGCGAGCCUGGGAAAGGCGAGCCACGUCAACAUUGAGUAUCUCUUGGAUCUGCGACAUCGACAAUGUUCUUUGCAGGAGCAGUUCCCAGAAGGGCUGCGAUUCUGUGCCAGUGAUCUGGCGUCGGUAGACGUGCUACCCACGGUGGCAUACAUGAAGACAUUCACACAUCUAGAACACUUGCAAAACCUCUUCUUUGCGGACCGGCUGCUGCAGCGAUACAACUACGUAGGAAACGGAGAGCUUCUUAUUGGCAGCGUGACCAUGGUGUCUCUCACGCUGCACUUUUGGAUGAACCAGGACCGCUUCUCUAUGGAGACCAUGCGGCGCAACUUUGAAUGGAUUGUCCUCUCCUACGGUGCGCCUGGCGCUGGCGUGCUCUGCCAAGAGCUCCUCUACCCGACGUUUCGCGGCAACCACCCGCUGGACCUCAAGGUGAGCCGGUCGAGCAUCAUCCAGCAGCUGAGCAUGCUGGUGGGAUUCUUCGACUGGGUGCGCGACACGGCGCCCAACGCGAAGCUGUGCUGCAACUGCAGCGCCAUCAUCCAGCGCGUGCUCGACUACACGCUCAACGGCGGGGCGGCCAACGGGGCCGGGCCGGACAUGCUGGACUGGGGCGUGUUUGACCAGCCAGAUUUUAGCUUUGAGCUGAUGGACACGUUUGACUGGCUGCGGUGA